This is a messenger RNA of Zygosaccharomyces rouxii, 1713 nucleotides long. RefSeq names its product putative amidase (gene AMD2). The record is from RefSeq and is a predicted model, not a curated record. NCBI's taxonomy places the organism in Eukaryota, Fungi, Ascomycota, Saccharomycetes, Saccharomycetales, Saccharomycetaceae. Bases 1 to 1713 code for a protein of 570 amino acids. The transcript has a single exon.
AUGACUGCCCCCUAUAAGACUGAAAAAUUCGCCAAAUAUGAACCAUUAAUCAAAGCCUAUCAGAAGGCUAGAGAUGAUCAAAUGGAAAAAUACGACCCUAAAUUCUAUGCAGCAUGCUUGGCUAAAUUGCCUUCUCAACAAGAAUUUGAUUCUGAACCAAUUGACGCAACUCAGUUUGUUAAGGCAGAUUUUGGCUUACUUUCAGAGAAAGAAGCUGCUAUUGUCAAUGACUACACUUUACAACAAUUGCUGGCAAAACAGUUGGAAGGUAAAUUGACAGCUAAAGAGAUUGCACAUGCCUUUAUCAAAUCAUCGAUCAUUGCACAAAUCGCCACUAACUGUGUUAUGCAAUUUAUGUUUGAUAAAGCGCUUUCCCAGGCGGCAAAAUCCGAUGAAUUUUUAAAAACCAAUAAGCAAUUGAAAGGACCCUUGCACGGUAUUCCCAUCUCCCUAAAGGAACACAUGGAAAUCAAAGGGUCGGUUACUCAUGCUUCUUACGUUUCGUUAAUCGAACACGUUUCAAAAAACACCAACGUUUCUAUUCAACUGGUGGAAAAUAUGGGGGCCACCACACAUGUCCGUACUUCUCAACCACAAGCAAUUAUGCAUCUUGACACCAUCAAUAACGUCAUUGGUCGUACUAGAAAUCCACUUUCCACCAGGCUUUCUCCAGGUGGAUCAUCCGGUGGUGAAAGUGCCAUCGUCGGCAUGCAUGGCUCCGUAUUGGGUAUCGGUUCAGAUAUCGGCGGUUCCAUUAGAUGUCCAGCUGCAUUUGCUAAUAUCUAUGGGUUGAGACCUACUACAAAGAGAUUCUCUGGUUUAUACAGUGUUUCUGGUGGUGGUGGUCAGGAAAGUGUUGUUCCUACUAUGGGACCAUUGGCAAGAUCAACGGCUGAACUGAAUGCCUUUAUGGACCACUACAUUAACGAUGGUAAACCAUGGUUGCUUGACCCAAGCAGUGUACCACUGCCAUGGAACACUUCACCACAGUUGCCCGCCAAGAUCCGCGUGGGAGUGUUGUUCACCGAUGGUAUCGUGACUCCGUUCCCUGCGGUAACUCGUACCAUGCAUGAAGUAGUAGAAAAUUUGAAACAAAAUCCUUCUGUAGAGGUGGUCGAUUUGAAAAAAUAUUGGUUAUCUGCUGAAGAUAUGAUCAAGGCCAAUGAGACCGUUUCUACUCUUUACACCUGUGAUGGUAACCGCGCACAAAAAGAACUUUUGGUGCCCAGUGGUGAACCAAUUUUACCUCUAACAGAAUUCUUCUUCGGGCACAACGAAGGUAAGCAUCUUUCCGUGUACGAGAAUCAUGAGUUGAAUAAGAUUAGAGACGCCACUAAACUCAAGGUUUUCCAAAAUGUUUUCCCUCACUGUGAUUUCAUCUUAUCACCAGCCUAUGCAGGUCCACCAGAGAUUCCAGAACUUUCAAAAUACUGGGGAUACACUGCAUUCUGGAAUCUGGUAGAUUAUCCUAACUUAGUUUUCCCAACGCCAUUCCAACACGAUCCUGCUAAGGAUACAGAAAUCCCACCACUAUAUGAUAACGUGUUUGAAAGAAUGCAUUGGAACGAUAAGGAUGGUAAAAUACGUUAUGAUCCAAAGGCUUAUGAAGGUGCACACAUUGCCUUGCAGCUAACGGGUCCACGUUAUCAAGACGAGAGUCUAAUUGCAGCAACUGAAGUUCUUACAAAGAGCCUUGGAAUAGGUAGACGUUAA